This is a messenger RNA of Astyanax mexicanus (Mexican tetra), 6479 nucleotides long. It is a transcript of the gene ppp1r3aa, whose product is annotated as protein phosphatase 1, regulatory subunit 3Aa. The transcript has 5 exons. The coding region runs from base 327 to 5810 and encodes 1827 amino acids. The record is from RefSeq and is a predicted model, not a curated record. Gene Ontology annotation, biological process: regulation of glycogen biosynthetic process. Gene Ontology annotation, cellular component: protein phosphatase type 1 complex. Gene Ontology annotation, molecular function: glycogen binding; protein phosphatase 1 binding. Lineage: Eukaryota; Metazoa; Chordata; Actinopteri; Characiformes; Acestrorhamphidae.
CUCAUUAUGAAUCAUUCAGCAUCUACUCGCAAACCAGUAUGUAAGGUAUGUACUGUAGUUAUGUGCUAGGAUGUUAAGACUAGUUAAUAGCGAUGAAGGUCUAUAGUUUUGAAAUGGUUAAUCUGGACUAUUUUGUUUCACAACAUGGCCUCUUACAUAACAGCACGCAAUGAACACUUUGGUUCAAUAUGAACUUGAAUUACAUGCCAGAUAUUUUAUGCAGUACAAACUUAUCCAGCAAGUCUACAGGCUAGCACAUACCGUGUCCACAGCGCUCCCACUAUCAUGGGCAGUCUGCGCUAUUUUUGAGCCUGGCCCUCAGCACAAUGUUCAGCUGCAACCUGAGCCAUCGUGUGCAGUCACGUCGUGUGUGGGGUAUCAGUGGACUGCCUCUGUGUUUCUCUCUCACACACACACAGUGCACUGGGAUGUCGGCAGAGGAGCCCGGACUGUCUGCGGCCUCCCGCUGCAUGGAGACCACUACUCUUCAUGUCUGGCCACGGGACGAAGGAGAGGAAGAGGACGGAAGAGAUGAGGAGCAUUAUGAGGAGACAAAAGAGCCUGAAAGAAGUUCCAGCGAUGAAUCUGAGGAGUCUGAAGCUGAGCCUCCAUCAGCCUCAGCGGUGCGGCGCAAGGUUUCUUUCGCAGAUGCCUUCGGCCUGGACCUGGUGAAGGUCAAAGAGUUUGACAGCAGAUCUGAAACUGGGCCUAAGACAGGAGAGGAGUAUUACAUAUCCUGUCUCUUCACUGUGCCGUCCUCAGAAGAGGAGCUUUUAUCCUUACUUCAGCAGACCAAGCUGGAGGUGGAGAGCAUUGAGCUCCUGCCCGGUUCCACCACCAUCCGGGGCAUCGUCCGCGUGCUCAACCUGGCCUACCACAAGACCAUCUACGUUAGAACCACGCUAGAUGGCUGGCAAAGCCACUUUGACCUGCUAGCCGAAUACCUGCCUGGCUCCAGCGAUGGACAGACAGACCGCUUCACCUUUAAGCUCAUCCUGGUGCCCCCCUUCCCGGCGGAGGGCACUCGAGUGGAGUUCUGCCUCCGCUAUGAGUCCAAAAACGGAACCUUCUGGUCCAGCAAUGGAGGCAUGAACUAUGUGCUCUUCUGCCAUCACAGAGGAAGGAGGGAGCUGAGAGAGAGUGAGGGGGAGAAAGAGAGGGAGACAGAAGACAGCAAUCAGAAGGGGAAGAAGAGCUGCUUAAAAGCCAGCAGAAAGUGGAGCAAUGCUGAUCUGAAGUCCAAAGGCAUGAGCAGUGAUCUCUCAGAUCCAGAGUCAUGUAGGUCAGAGGAGAGUGAGAAAGAGAGAAUCCAGCAGAAAGCAGAGAGCCGGUCCAGCCAGCCCCCGGAGGAGUGCCGCAAAACUUUGGUGGAAAGGCGCAACAGACGGAGAGCAGCUCGGUUGGCACGGGUGCAAGACUACUUUUCUCAGAGGGAGCCAGAAGCUCAGCUGGGACAUCAUCCCCGCAGGGAGACAACAGUGGUGGAGAUGCCUGCCUUACAGCUUAGUACUCCAAUAGACUUAGAUUCCUCUGGGGUAUUUCAAGUGAAUAAUAAAAAGGAUAUGGAUACACCACCAAUCCUAACCUACCACCAGAUUCCUUUACUUUCACUGGACUGGGGCAAAUCUAUAGAUCCUUCCUCCCAUCCACACAAUGCUGAGAUCAGUAGUGGAAAAGGCCUAGAUGUCCCUAAAGACCAGCUAACAGUGUCAUCUACUGAUGCCUGGGAAGCAUUUCUCAGUGGAACAGACACGUCAGACACUCAUUCUAAUGCUGUGGACCAAGAGUGUUUGCUUCACACCCCUUCCCUCCCACCACAAACUGAAUGUGACAUGUCCAUCUCCUCUGAGAGGAGGCAAGACUUUGCCCCAAGUAAUACCACAGAAGAGGCAUUGGCUUACAAGCUUGUUGGGAAACCAGGUAUCACAUCUAAAAACUGCAAUGUCUAUGAUUUGGCCAGGUCAGAAACACAGAUCAAAAGCAGUGAAAUAUCAUUCAGUGAAGAUAUGCCCUUGAUAAAGAUAUCCCAACAUAGGAAUGCCAUGGAAUCUCAAAAUUCCCGAGGACAUGAAGUCACUCAUGAAGAAUGUAAAGGCAAAGCAGGAUCCUUAGUCACAGAGGAUGAGGUUAAAGGAGACAUAAAUGAAGUCGCUCACAGCGCCCUGACAUUUACCGAGUUCAGGGAUGAGCCCUUCACAAGCGGACACAUGGGGACAGAGAGGCCUUUAGAAAGACUAACAUCUUUGGAUAAAGAGAAAGAACCAAAGCAAGUGACAGAGAAUAUCAGUGAAAAAGACGAGAAUGCAGAACAAUUGAAAGCAAAGUUUUCCUUCAGUGAGUCUAAUGAAGAGUUGAUGAUUAAUGAGGAACCUUUCCAUUUGGAAGAUCAGAAUGCAGAAAUGAUUUCAGUUAGUAAAAGAUUGUUGUUAGAUCAUAAAGAAUUAGACACAACGACUAAAUGGACUGACAGGGAAGCUUCAAAGCCCCAAGGACAAGAGGAGACGAUGUGUCAAGACCCAGAGAACAAAAGACUUAUGGAAACAACCACGGAGAGAACAUCUGUGGCUCUAUCCAUGACCAGCCAUGCCAGCGAGACAUCUGGGCCAUUCAGCUGGAAAGAAUCUGUGAGGGACAGUGAAACCUUGCUCUUUUCUGAGCCUCAUAAAGACUUUGAAUUUGAUGAGACUGCAGCACAAAUGAGAGUGAAGACGUAUUGGAGCAAGUGUUCUGAAGAUUUGACCGUGGGACAAGAAAGUGGAAAGCAAAGAGAAAAUGAGAAACUUUUCCACUUGGAACACCAGAACACAGAAAGUAUUUCAAUAUCGAUAAGUGAAAACAUGGUGUUAGAUGAAGAAGAAUUACAUGGAAUGACUGACAGGAAAUCUUCAAAGCCAGAAGCACAAGAGGAGGCAAUGUGUCACAAGCCAGAGAAUGAAAGAUCUAUAGAAACAAUCAAGGAGAUACCUUCUAUAGUGGUAGAUAACAACAGAGCUGAUAGACAAAGUGAAGUAAGUUCAACAACCAUUGUGACAAUGCAGAAAGAACCAUAUGAAACAGAUAAAAUAAUGCUUGGAAGGAAGAGUAAAAGUGAUACCUCCAAAGACUUUAUCAUAGGCCAGGAGCCACAUACGACUCACAGAACCACUGACCUCUGUACAGGCUCUUCUACUCUAUCCAUAUCCAGCCAUGCCAGUGACACAUCUGGGCCAUUUGGCUCGAAUGAAUCCAUAAGGGACUGUGAACCCUUGCUCUUGUGUGACCCUCAUAAAGACUUUAAAUUUGGAGAGACUCUUCCCAGACAUGCCAGUGACACAUCUGGGCCACUUGGCUCGACAGAAUCUGUGAGACAGAGUGAACCCUUGCUCUUUUCUGACCCUCAUAAAGGCUUAGAACUUGCAGAGACUCUUCCCAGGCAAGAUGAAGCACAAAUGAAUGUAAAAUCAUCUUGGACUAAUUCUUCCGAAGAGAUGAUUUUGAAAAAAGAAAGUAGAAAGCAAAUUGAGAGUAAGGAACCUUUCCAUUUGAGAGAUCAGAAUGCAAAAAAUACUUCAGUGACUGAAAUAUUGGAGUUAGAUGAAAAAGAAUUAGAUGCAAGCAUGGAAUGUCCUGACAGGGAAGCUUCAAAGUUAAAUAGAGUAGAGGAGGUAAAGUGUAAUAUCACAGAUAAUGAACGACUCAAAGAAAAGGCAGAGAAGAUAUCAUCACCUGCUGCUGUUGAUACCAAUGUAGUUGAUAGAGAAAGUGAAGUAAGUUCAACAACUAUCGUGGUAAUGCAGAAAGAACCGUAUGAAGCAGAUGAAGUAACCCUUGGAAGGAAGAGUAAGAGUGAUACCUGCCAAGAUGUUAUCAUAGGCCAACUACAUAAGACUCACAGAACCACUGACCUCUGUACAGGCUCUCCUACUCUAACCAUAAGCAGCCAUGCCAGUGACACAUCUGGGUCAUUUGGCUCGACAGAAUGCGUAAGGCACAGUGAACCCUUGCUCUUUUCGGGGACUCAUAAAGGCUUUGAAUGUGCAGAGACUCUUCCCAGGCAAGAGCCAAUUGUGGGAAUAGAAAGUGCAAAGCAAAGAGGGAACGAGGAAUCUUUCCAUUUGGAAGAUCAAAAUUUAGAAAUUAUUUCAAUGAGUGAAAGCGUGUUGUUAGACGAAGAAGAUUUAGAUUCAAGGACUGAAUGGCCUGACAGGGAAGCUUCAAAGAAAGAAGGAACAGAUGAGGCAACAUUUCAAAACCCAGAGAACAACAAAAGACUAGAAAAAAACAAGGAGAUUCCAUCUGUAGUGGAAGACGACAGUGAAGUUGAUAGGGAAAGUGAAGUAAGUUCAACAACCAAUGUGACAACCAGGAAAGAACCAUAUGAAGCAGAUGAGGUAACCCUUGGAAGUAAGAGUAAGAGUGAUACCUGCCAAGACUUUAUCAUAGGCCAGGAGCCACAUACGACUCACAGAAUCACUGACCUCUGUACAGGCUCUCCUACUCUAACCAUAUCCAGUCAUGCCAGUGACACAUCUGGACCAUUUAGCUUGACAGAAUCUGUUAGGGACAAUGAACUCCUGCUCUUUUCUGGUCCUCAUAAAGACUUUGGAUUUGAAGAGACUCUUCCCAGGCAAGAUGGAGCACAAAAGAAAUCAAAAACCUCUUGCAGCAAGUCUUCUGAAGAGAUUAUCAUAGGACUAGAAAGUAGAGAACAAGAUGAGGAACCUUUCCAGUUGGGAGACCAGAACUCAGAGGUGAUUACAAUGAGUGAAAACAUGAUGUUGGAUGAAGAAGAAUUAGAUGCAGUGACUGAAUGGUCUGAUUGGAAAGGCGCAAAGCCAGAGAAUGACAGACUCAUAGGAACGAACAAUGAGAUACCAUCUGUAGUGGUAGAAAACAACAUAGCUGAUGAAAAUAAAGUAAGUUCAACAACCAACGUGACAACCCAGGAAGAACCAUAUGAAGUAGACGAGGUUGUGCUUGGGAGAAGAGAGUCAACUGUGGGACUAGAAAGUGGAAAUCGAGGUGGGAAUGAGGAAUCUUUCCAUUUGGAAGACCAGAGCACAGAAAUUAUUUCAAUGAGUGAAAGCACAGUGUUAGAUGAAGAUGAAUUCGAUGCAAGGACGAAUUGGUCUGACAGGGAUGCUUCAAAGCCAGACGGAAAAGAGGAAGCAACUUUUCACAACUUAGAGAACAAAAGACUCAUGGAAAUAACAGAGGAGACUGUAGUGGUAGAUAUUAGUGUCACUGAUGGACAAAGUGAAAUAAGUUCAACAACAAAAGUGACAGCACAGAAAGAACAACAUGAAGCUGAUGAGGCAAUGCUUGGAAAAAAGAGUACGAGUGAUAACUGCAAAGACAUUACAACAGUCCAGGAUUCACAUAAGCCCCACAGAACCAUUGAUAUCUGUGCAUGCACACUUACUCUAUCCAUAACCAGCCAUUCAAGUGACACAGAAUCUGUGAAGGACAGUGAACCCUUGCUCAUUUCUGAUCCUCUUAAAAGCUCAGAAUGUGGAGAAACUUUGAGAAACCCAGCAGCUCAGGACCUGCAGGAGCUCCAGGAUCCAGAUUCUGAGGUCCCCGCCCCAUUGUCCAGUAUGCCCACACCCGCAGUGUGUACAGUGUCCAGUAGGCUCAUGACAUGGUGGGCUGAUUUCUGCUCCCUGGGUCACAUAUCCAAAGCUCUACUGUAUACCGUCUUGUUUGUGAUCUUCAUAACUGUUUAUUUGCAUGACCUGCCAAUCUUCUUGGCUAUCUACCUACUGUCUAUGUGCUGGUGGUGUGGUCAGGGCAUGAACAAGCAUGAAACCACAGCUGACAGUGUGGACUAAUAUGAACAGCAGAAAGUUCUACCAAAAAGACUCUUGAGGCAAGGGUGGAACAAAAAUAUCGAUGUAAUUUUAAAAACACUAAAUGUUGAUGAAAUGUUGUCAGCAGAGUGGGCAUGUAAGUAGUGUUCUUUUAAAAACAGGAAAACGCUAGUGAUUGGUCAGAUGAGAUAUAUGAGAGAACAACAGAGUUUCCUGGUAGAACUUUCACCAAGGCUUCCAUUCUCUUAAGGCCAGGGCACACUCACACAACUUUCUAAAAUAAGAAUAAGAAAGUCAAAAGACAAAUGAAGCAGAGUACUAGAGUAUUCCACUCAGUUUUAGUGUUUGGUAUUUGCUGUUCCAGGUGGUUGGUGUGCACUGGUCUUAAGUGAAAUGAAGAAUUUUAUGGGCCCAUCACAGGUUGUACCAGAUACAUAAAAUGGCAUUUUUUUUUCUUAGUACUGUUGUUUUUAAUAAUAAAAGGAUUUUUUUCUGAUGUAAGAUUAUAAACUUACAAGUGACCUCACAGAUAAACUGUCUUGGGUCUGAGACCAAACUCAUCUGCUACAUCUUUGCAUGUGCCAUUAUUAUAAGGAACCUUAUAUUUAGAUUUACCAGUUAAAAUACACCUUUUGUCAUAUGACUGUGCUUUGCAAAGCAAUGUGAGUCAAAUAAAAACCAUUGAAUCAA